AUGACAGGCUACGGAACGCUCAGGGUCAUUUCAAAGGGCCCGGUUGUGCGAGCCGUCUUCGACAAUCCUCCCAUCAACAUCCUCGAUCACAAAGUCUUUUUCGAUUUACAUGCAUUCUUGACCAGCCUCAAGGAAGACUCAAACCCCCCAAAGGUUGUGAUAUUUUCGUCGGCCAACCCGAAGUUCUUCUUUUCCCAUUUCGACCUUCAUAUCCUUAGCGAAUCGUCACCCCUGCCGCAGCCUCUUGUUCCUGAAGAAGUCACCAGGAAAUUUGUCGAGAGUGCUCGCAUGAUGUCGAAUAUGGGUGUGGUGUUCAUUGCGGAAAUAUCCGGACAAUCUUUGGGUGCGGGUAAUGAGAUACUUCUUCAAAUGGACAUGCGGUUUGCGGCCGCCGGAACGAAGCUCGGCAGUCUCGAAAUAGGGUUGGGCUUGCUACACGCAGGUGGAGGCAGCCAAUAUCUCACAAAACUUAUCGGGCGCGGGCGUGCGCUGGAAUAUCUUCUGUCAGCAAACACAGUAGAUGCAGAAACUGCUGAGCGCAUUGGGUGGGUGAACAAAUCAUUUCCCUCAGUCAACGAGAUGACAGUCUACGUCGACAAACUGGCGCAUCGCAUUGCUUCCUUCCCAGCCACGGCGUUGGCAGCCACAAAAGACUCGGUGAACGAGCAAGCGCCGUCAGAGGAUGCACUCAACCGAGACAUUGGCAGGAUUACAGCACUUGGGCAGACUCCCGAAGCACAGAUGGCUUUGGCCAAGUUUUUGGAACUUGGAAACGAUCAGCAACCGGGACCUUGGGAAGACGGUCUAAAUGAUAAUUUGCUCAAACUGUGGCAGUGA
This is a messenger RNA of Cladophialophora immunda, 837 nucleotides long. RefSeq lists its product as uncharacterized. The record is from RefSeq and is a predicted model, not a curated record. The coding region runs from base 1 to 837 and encodes 278 amino acids. The transcript has a single exon. NCBI's taxonomy places the organism in Eukaryota, Fungi, Ascomycota, Eurotiomycetes, Chaetothyriales, Herpotrichiellaceae.